GGCGACGUCAACAAAAUGAACGCGACAAUUGACAAGAAAAAAAAAACGUAUAUUAGGAAAGCCUUCCGAGGUCAACGUCCUCUUCCCUCUUGCAACGGGUUCGCCAACAUGGUGAACGUGCCGAAGACCCGGCGCACGUACUGCAAAAAGUGCAAGAAGCACCAGCCUCACAAAGUUACCCAGUACAAGAAGGGAAAGGAUUCUCUUUACGCCCAGGGUAAGCGGAGAUACGACCGUAAGCAGUCCGGUUAUGGUGGCCAGACCAAGCCUAUUUUCCGUAAAAAGGCCAAGACUACAAAGAAGAUUGUGCUGAGGCUUGAGUGCGUAGAGCCAAACUGCAGAUCAAAGAGGAUGGUUCCCAUUAAAAGAUGCAAGCACUUUGAAUUGGGUGGAGACAAGAAGAGAAAGGGCCAGGUCAUCCAGUUCUAAGCUGGGUCAUCGGACCGGACUUUCAGUUUUCAAUAAAGUGCUAAAAAUGAA
Clupea harengus (Atlantic herring) is the source of this 480-nucleotide messenger RNA. RefSeq names its product ribosomal protein L36A (gene rpl36a). NCBI's taxonomy places the organism in Eukaryota, Metazoa, Chordata, Actinopteri, Clupeiformes, Clupeidae. Gene Ontology annotation, biological process: translation. Gene Ontology annotation, cellular component: ribosome. Gene Ontology annotation, molecular function: structural constituent of ribosome. The record is from RefSeq and is a predicted model, not a curated record.